GAAUUCCAUACCACUUUGGAAGUGUGAAAAUGCUAAGAAGGAUGGUCUUCUUAGCGAGAGACAAAGAGGAGCUGAUACUCACAGACAAGCCUCCUCGAGAGUAAGCUUCCUUGAAACUCAAGGACGAUUUUUGUUCCCAAACGUGAUUCGCACGUUAGAGCUCUUCACGGACCUGCAGCUUUGGGGCUUAAGGCGCACCGGCCCCAAAGAAUGAAAUUCGCUUUUCCCUCCACCCCAAAUGGGGAAAUCGGGGGACGCUCCGAAACCCUCGAUUCGGGUUUGAUCCUGGACGGAAAUCGAUUACCAAUGGGUGCAUGUCGUUGGCCCGAGUGAGGAACAGAGACAAGGAUCCGAUUGCCAACACCAGUCGGUUUGUGAGGGGUGCCAGCGUCCCAUCUCUGACCGUUUCCUGAUGCGUGUCAAUGAAUCCUCAUGGCAUGAAGAGUGCUUGCAAUGCGCCGUCUGCCAACAGGCACUAACCACUAGCUGCUACUUCCGAGACCGGAAGCUUUACUGCAAGCAAGACUACCAACAGUUGUUUGCUGCCAAAUGCAGUGGGUGCAUGGAAAAAAUUGCCCCCACGGAGUUCGUCAUGCGGGCGCUGGAGUGCGUCUACCACUUGAGCUGCUUUUGUUGCUGCGUCUGCGAGCGGCAACUGAGAAAAGGGGACGAGUUCGUCUUGAAGGAAGGCCAGCUCCUUUGUAAAAGCGACUACGAGAAGGAGAAGGACCUGCUCAGCUCCGUCAGUCCAGAUGACUCCGAUUCAGUGAAAAGUGACGAUGAAGACGGGGACAUCAAACCGGCUAAAGGGCAAAUCACCCCCGGGAAGGGGGGUGAUGACGGAAAAGAUCCGAGGAGACCUAAGAGGCCACGGACGAUCCUCACAACCCAGCAGAGAAGAGCGUUCAAAGCCUCCUUUGAAGUAUCUUCCAAACCUUGUAGGAAGGUAAGGGAGACUCUGGCGGCUGAAACCGGCCUCAGCGUUCGAGUAGUCCAAGUCUGGUUUCAGAAUCAAAGAGCAAAGAUGAAAAAACUGGCGCGACGGCAUCAGCAGCAGCAGGAGCAGCAAAACUCACAGCGGCUCGGCCAAGAAGUAAUGUCCAACCGGAUGGAAGGGAUAAUGACGUCUUACACACCCCUUGCACCACCGCAACAACAGAUUGUAGCAAUGGACCAGAGCACCUACGCCACUGAUCCUUUCCAGCAAGGUCUCACCCCACCACAAAUGCCAGGUGACCACAUGAAUCCUUAUGGAAACGACUCCAUUUUUCACGACAUCGACAGCGACACUUCUCUAACGAGCUUGAGUGACUGUUUCUUGGCUUCCUCGGAAGUAAACUCCAUGCAAGCCAGGAUAGGAAACCCCAUUGAUAGGCUGUAUUCAAUGCAGAGUUCCUACUUUGCCUCAUGAAAAGCACCUGGCGGGGGAACCAGCCCAGCUCUUCGGAACUUCUCUCCUGAACCGAUGUCGCGAGGAACCCCGUUUUCCAGCUGAAAACAAAAGAAAAACAAAAACAAAAAAACAAAAAACCUCAUACAGCCAUAUUUUUCUUCGUUUCCUCCACCCUGGUAUAUGGUCACCUGGGACGACAGGAGCAUUGAAUUAAGGAGGCCUCUGGCCCCGAGAAACAGAUAGGCAAGGAAUCACAGGAAUCUGGUCCUGAGAAACAGAUAGGGAAGGACCACGCGUCGCUCUCAAAAAAAGAGGUGGGACCGAGGAACACCGAUGCUCCUGUGGUUAGUUUCUUCUCGGAACCCCAUCAUUUUGGAGGCAAACCCUUCCCAUUUUGCAUUGCUUUGGAGAAUUUCUUUCGACAGCGCGGUGUUUUCUCCAGGCUACCACUCACCCACCCCCGAUGCAAAGUUGGUCCAAGCUGAAGAAAGAAAUUGGAGGGGAAUUGGUCCCAAUUUUGUUCUGCAUGUUUCAUCUCCUGCCACAGACUGAAAACCCUCAGGGCCGCGAGACGUUUGUGACAGAGCUAUGAUUCCUCUGGGGACAUUCCUAUUUCCCCUCGGCCGCCUCUUUUUCUUUCUUUUCCUCUCCAUCGAACCAAACGGGAACCUCCAAAAAAAAACCAGUCAUCUCUGGGGCCAUUAAGUUAUCGUCACUGCACUGCCUGGAAAUGUGGGGGAGCGGGGAGGAGAGUGGGAAUGGAAAGUGGGGGGAACCCAGAAAAUAAUAAGAGGAAUGCAAGGAGAAAUCGGGCCACUUCGUCAUCAUUAUGACAUUUCUUGGAGAGGAAGAGAAAGAGUCCAAAAAAAAAAAAAAGAUGCUGAACACGGGGAGGCAAACUUAGAUGAGCUGUAAUUACACCUUUACCUGAAAAAAAGCAAUUUUAUAAUAGGUAGGGCCAGAGAUAUUCUGGAACACCUGAUUUUAUUUCAGGUUGUUCGCCAUUCUGGGUGUGUUAAAACUUUUUUUUUUAAAAAAAAAUAAUGGUGAAGGAAUUCAGUGCCAAAUUUCACGUCUCCACCUAACCCCUAGCUCUUUUAGGCUUUGAUUGACAGUCAUCUGUUGGUGAUUCCCAUUUGUUUAUACCGAUUUGACAGCCCUACCCCACAGAUCCUUUUGCUUCGGGACACGUUAAUUAGAGCUGAUUUUGGUUUGGGUCUUUUUCCCUCCACGGGGUUGGAAGGACCUCCCCCCUUUCCUCCCCCGCCCCCACUUAUCCAUCAUGUAAUUUCAAAAGACAAGCAGUGAUGGCAUUUUGUGUAGCUUUAUUCAUGGUGAGCACUUAUUCCCAAGCAGCUCCGUUAUUCCCCAUGCCCGUGGACCAGUUGCUGGUAGAAAUUAAACCUUGGCAGAUGCGAAGAUGGGAAACACGUUUUACGAUGCUUACCGCUAAGAGUGCCACGGAAAUUCCACGUUUGGUGACUAGUUAGAUCAGAGGGUAAGCUAACAUGGGGCCAUUGAGAAGUAUGUUGGGGUCCUGCUCCGACAAGGGGAUGGAUCUAAGGCUGUGGUUUGAUUUUAUUUAAAUCAUUUCUUGUUGUUAGUUGCGAAGUGGUGUCCGACCCAUCGCGACCCCAUGGACAACGUUCCUCCAGGCCUUCCUGUCCUCUACCAUCCACUGGAGUCCAUUGAAGCUCACGCCGACUGCUUCAGUGACUCCAUCCAGCCACCUCGUUCUCUGCCGUCCCCUUCUUCUUUUGCCCUCCAUCUUUCCCAGUAUUAGGCUCUUCCCCAGCGAGUCCUUCCUUCUCAUUAGGUGGCCAAAGCAUUUGAGUUAUUUAAAUCCUAUUUAAAGAAAAAAAAAAACAAGUUAGUGAAUUAAAUAUCAUGGCUACCCACGUAUUUUGCAUUUCACGACUUCUGCCAUGUUUAAAUUUCAAUGGGCAAAGUCUUGAGUAGAAGGUCAACAUCUUCCAGACCAUUCUUGGUCCACCAGUUUUCCAUCGCUGCACUGUCCUUUCUUCCCGAAACUGAGUUCCAGAUGUUUUGGUUUACCUAUCCCAUCGACCUCAGGUAGUUUAGCCCAAGCUCCCACCAGGUGUGAUUGCCCUCAAAUUUCAUGGUUGAUUUUUUAUUAUAUUUUUCAUUAUUCAUUUUUUGGGGAAACAUAAACUGGAGACAACGCUUGACCUCAUGUCCUGCUGAUGGACUUCUAGAAGUAUCUCUUCAGCUACCCUGGGAAUGUAUGGGAUCCUCCAACCAUUUUUAAAAAAAAUUGAUUUAUAUGCCGCCCUUCUCCGGAGACUCAGGGCGGCUUACAAUGCGCUAAGCAAUAGCUUUCAUCCUUUUGUAUAUUUAUACAAAGUCAGCUUAUUGCCCCCACAAACUGGGUCCUCAUUUCACCUACCUUAGAAAGGAUGGAAGGCUGAGUCAACCUUGAGCCUGGCGAGAUUCAAACCUGCAGUAAUUGCAGGCAGCUGGUCUCAAUAACAGGGUGGUUUAGACCACUGUACUAUCAAGGCUCUCACCAUUGUUGAGUGCUGUAUUCCAGAAAACUUAAUGGUAUCCAGAUCUGAGAAAGGCUGAGUUAGGGGAAAACUGAGUUUCGUUGCUGAAAUUUCAUAGCCAUUGCUGAACAUUUUGGGAAUCAAGAUCCCAAAAUCUCAAAGUUGGGGGGGGAAACUGAGUUAGAGACUUAUUUUGAGUAUUUGCUGGCAAGUCCAGUGCUCAAGUUAGAGUAGAUCUAUAUAAGCCAUGAUCCUCUUGCUGCCUGUUUCUUUUUUUAGGGUCAUGUUAGAUUGAUGAUAGCCACACGUUUUUGAAAGCAGAAGAAUUCCAGGAAUAAGAUUUACAGGUAGUUCUUGACUUAAUAACCCCCUUUUUUCUAAUGACCAUUUAAAGUUAUAACACUGCUGGGGAAAGUCUCUUACAACUUGUGACUUGCACUUACGACCGUCCCAGGAUCCCAACAGUCACACGAGCAAAAUGUGGGCGCUGGCAACUGGCAUGUAUUUAUGACUGUUGCAAUGUCACGUGAUUGUCGUUUGCGACUUUCCUAGGCAGCUUCCAAAAAGCAACGUCAGUGUGGGGAAGCCGGAUUAGCUGAACAAUCACGCAAUUUGUUUAAUGGCCACGACAAAAUAGAUGGUAAAAUUGGGCGGGACCCACCUUAUCAGCCACCUCACUUAACAAUAAGUUCCUGUCCCAAUUUUGGUCCGGAGUUAAGUUCCUUUAGGUCUUUUCAAUAUUUAUUCCUCAAAAUUUGAGGGCUAAGCAUAAAACAAUUUCGGGUAGAAGAACCCAGUUGCCCCUUCUAGAUUCCAGCUUCUAUUAGAUCUGAUAGGAUCAGGGGUGAAAUCCAGCAGGUUCUGACAGGUUCUGGAGAACCGGUAGCGGAAAUUUUGAGUAGUUUGGAGAACCAGCAAAUACCACCUCUGGCUGGUCUCAGAGUGGGGUGGGAAUGGAGAUUUUGCAAUAUCCUUCCUCCAGGAGUGGGGAGGGAAUGGGGAUUUUGCAGUAUCCUUUCCCCUGCCACGCCCACCAAGCCACGCCCACAAAGCCGGUAGGGAAAAAUUUUGGAUUUCACCCCUGGAUAGGGUCCUUAUUAUCUCCUGCCAGAUCCAAUGAUCCAUGAUAAGGCUAUCACUCCACAAGCAUCUCUCCUUAUAAGCAUCUAUAAGUUAGUCUCCCCCACCCUCUGAUCGUAUUAAUGCAUUCCAGAAGUUAACGAUGUGUGAAAAAUGUACAUCUUUUCCAGUGUCUCGAAAUUGCCGCCUACAUCAACUGCCUUCUUAAAUGACUUCAGGUAAGAGAUGGCCUGUUGUUGCUGUUUUAAGAAAUAAAAAAAAAUCCCGAAGCACAACCUUCUUUGACAAAAGAAAUCAAAAGAUCGCAUCAUUCUGAAAUCCCCCAACAGUUGAGUGGUUAUGCAGUUUGCCCAUGUGUGAAUGCCCCAUGUGUUCACUUCCUUUAUGGCAUGAAUGUCCACCCUACCAGAGGUGGGUUUCAGCAGGUUCUGACCAAUUCUGGAGAACCGGUAGCGGAAAUUUUGAGUAGUUCAGAAAACCGGUACAUACCACCUCUGACUGGCCCUGCCCCAUCUAUUCUCUGCCUCCCGAGUCCCAGCUGAUCGGGAGGAGCUGAUCCCCUGCCACGCCCACCAAGCCACGCCCACAGAACCAGUAGUAAAAAAAUUUGAAUCCCACCACUGCACCCUACCCAAGAGUGUCUUCUGAAUCUCAAAGUAGAAUCCCAGGAGGGUUUAUCUGGAAACCAAUUUCCACAGGCCACCAAAGGAGGACAUUGUCCAGAGUUGUGCAAUUCCCAAUGGAACUGCAAAAAGCGACCUCUUUUUAAUAAUGAAUCAUUAUUAAUUAUUCAACCACUUCCAGUGAUGCCAUUCCCUUGUUGCAUCCUUAACUGAAAAGUUCUGUUGAGAAUGCAGAUGUUCAAAAGUUCCAUCUUCUGGUCCUCCACAAAUAUAACAACGUGGAGAACUUAGGAAACAUGUUCAGGCUUUUCCAUAGAGAUAGUUGUCCUCCAAAUUGUGAUGAACGGUAAUCCUUCCUGUCCAACACCACUAAAAGCAACUCAACCUUGGCCAACUCGCCACGGGGCCAACUUGGCAUGGCCAACUCACUUGCGGGACAAGAGUUACACCACCAUGAAAGAAAUGGCGGACUAGAAUCAUUCAAGAGAGGACGAAAAAGGAGAGAGACGAAAUGAAAUACGAAUGGCAAAAAUGGAAAUAUUUUUUUUUAAAAUUCAUUUUAAAUAAUUAAAUCGAAUUGUUAGAUUGUCUUGCAGUGAGUUGGCCAUGGUAAGCUGGCUAUGGCCAAGAGUAACAGCAGAUUCAAAGGCCAAGUUGACCCUAGCGAAGCUAUUCAAACUUGCUUUUCCUUUCCCCUGGUACCCUGGGCUGAGAUAAAUGUCACUCUUAUUUAUGGCAUGGAUGAUUGCUCUCAGGAAUCUGCUGGUUGUAUGGUUUUAACCUGGGACUUCAGGGUCAAAGGGUUGAAAGCAGGCUCUUGACCUCCUCUUGACUUGAAGCUUAUUUUUGCAUUCUCAGGAGAGAUGCCAUUGAAUAAGUCAAGCAGACAAGAGAGCCACACAGGUAGGAAUGCUGAUGUCUUAGAUGAAUAAAACCUUCUCGGAUAAAUCCGGGUUGAAUGACAAUCCAUGUGGGAUGUUAGAUGGCCAUUGCAAGCAGAUUAUUUGUGCCACGCACUGCUUGUCUCUGCCCAGUAACUACACAGAUGCACACCCCUCCAAUCUUUUAAUCACGUUACGUUCAGUAAGCAAAGAACGGGCCGAAAUGGUAAUGAGGCAUAUUUACAAUAAUAUAGAAAAGUAUGAUCGAUUAGGCUGCCAUUUCUAUAGCGGAGUUAAUAAAGGGAGGUGGAAAGAAGGGAUCGUCCUUAGACAUUCUUCUAAAAUGAAUGUACAUCACUUAUUUCCAAAGGGAACGUUAAGAGAAUGAGGAGUUUUGCUAUUUCCAAACACAUUGUUAAAUCUAUUCAGUAAUGCCAUUGAUGUAAUGAUGUUAUGCCCCUUGGAUAUUCUCAAUGGGGAAGCCAAAUUCCCUUAACAACCCAUGGCAAGAAAAGUCGUAAAACAGGACAAAACUCAACACAUUUCUCACUUAGACGCAUAACUUCCGGGCUCAAUUGCGGUCGUACGCUGAGGAUUAUCCUGUAUACCUCACACCUCUGCCUACUUAGGAAAUCGCUGGUCCUCAUAAUUUUUGGUAGAAACCCCAGAAGGAUGCAUUCAACAAAUCUUAAAAAAAAAAAAAAACUUGCCAAAACCUUAGCCAUCUUUUAAAAAGAUGGAUAAGCCAUUUUCUUCCACUUGGAGACCGGUGCUAUUCUGCAUUCCAUCAAAUUUCAGUUGAAUGAAAAAUAAUUACUGCCAAGAAGUUAUACUUAUAUAUUGCCUACGUUCAGAGGUGGGUUUCAGCAGGUUCUGACCAGUUCUGGAGAACCGGUAGCGGAAAUUUUAGUAGUUUGGAGAACCGGUAGGAAAAAUUCUGACUGGCCCCGCCCCCAUCUAUUCUCUAUCUCCCAAGUCCCAGCUGAUCGGGAGGGAAUGGAGAUUUUACAGUAUCCUUCCCCUGGAGUGGGGUGGGAAUGGAGAUUUUACAGUAUCCUUCCCCUGCCACGCCCACCAAGCCAUGCCCACCAAGCCACACCCACAGAACCGAUAGUAAAAAAAAUUGAAACCUACCACUGCCUACACUGAUAAAACUACAAUAAUGGAAGAGUAAUUGGCCCGCAUUUACACAGUGAUCUCAAUAGUGUGCGACCCCCUUCCGUAAAUCCUUACAUGAAACCCAUUUUGACCCACUCUCAUCAAAAUGUUUUCUCUUUUUAUAUUUGAUUUGCUCAGGUAGUCCUUGAGUUACAACAAUUCAUUUAAUGGCAGUUCCGAGUUACGACACCGGGAGGGGAAAAAGUGACUUAGGACCAUAUUUCACAGUUACGAACUUUGACCCGUGAUUGCGUGAACAAAAUUCUCCGGAGAGGGGCGGCAUAUAAAUUUAAUAAAUAAAUAAAUAAAUUCAAACGCUGGGCAACUGGCAUGUACUUACGACGGUUGCAGUAUCCCUGGAAUCACAUGAUCCCCUUUUGGCGACCUGGCGAGCAAAGUCUACAGGGAAGUCAGAUUCACUUUACCAUCGGGUUGUUGACUUAUUCAUUUAAGAACUGUGAAAGGUCGUAAAACGGGGCAAAACGCACCUAACCAAUGUCUCACUUAACAACAGAACUUUGGGACUCAAUUGCGGUCGUAACUCAAGGACUACCUGUAUUCCUUACCACCAUGACACAAGCAGGUGGAUGAGACAUUGCACAAAAAUCAUUUUGGUUUUCGGUGUUUGGGGUUGUUUGGUAUUUUUGUGUGUAUGAUCGCCUACACAAAUGUGUUUUUUGACUUCACCCAACGAGCAGUUAUACAAUAUUAGAGCACUCCCUUUAAAAGAUCCCUUGGGGGUCAUUUUAAUGUCCGCUCUAAUGGAUUCGAUUGCUUUCUACUGAAUCCCCUUUUCUUGGUGACAGUCCCUCCUUCGUUCUCUUCUGCUGUGGUCUUCUAACUGGGUGGAUUUGUCUCUUGGGCGUUUGAAGGAAGGGAAAUCGCCCCAGAAAUCCUAGAAUUAGCUUUAUUCAACCAGGAGUAGCUACCCAGGGAGACCAGAUUAGGGGGAGACCUCUGAGGUUGGGGUGGUGGGGAAAGAUUUGGUUCCUGAGGGCAUCACCCAACCUUGACUUGUGGCUUACAAGGCACCAGGGAGUUCUGACUAAACGCUCAGUUUGUUGAUUCUCGUUCCCUUCCUUGACUCUUCCACCAGGUCACCUCCAGGUUUUCAGUUUUGGCUGCCCACCCCCUCCCCAAAUUUUAAGCUGCAAAAUGGGGGGGGAAAUCAAACCAUUUGCUGAACUGCCCCGUCAGAUCUCAUCCUCGGUGAAUGCUCCCGUUGGAGCAUCUGUCUGAGCGGUUCGCUUCAAAAGAUUCCUUAUUUCGUAUUCUUAUUUUGUCCUCCUCAAGUCACUUUUCUCUCCCUUCCCUUCCCCUGUUUCUUGUUUCCACACAUCCGGCUGUAUCCUCCUGUGUAUUUAUAUAUUCUGUAUUUAUGUUAGCAAAAUGGUAGUAUUUUGUAGCUGUUCCGGUUUGUUUAACUUGUAAAAAGAAAAAAAAAAUUACCGAUGACGAUGAUAGAGAUCAUUCUUAAUAGCUCGUUCUGAUGCUCCCUGGCCUUUUUUGAUUCGUUGGGUUUUUUUGCCAUCGGCCCCUUGGUUCUGCCUUUUUAAUUUAAUGACUUGCCAUUUCUUAAAUUAUUUAUUAGUUGUGUUGUGGGGGGGGGGUUGUUCUUUUCAUGUCCACGUGGCCACAGCUGACGGUUGGAUCCGUUUUGAUUUCUUCUCGCCCUGCCGUCCAUGGACGGGUCAAGCGAUGUGAUUCUCAAACUUCACAUAUUUGUUUUUUCCUUAUGUGGGAGUGUAUGGGCGCGCGCACGGGACUGAAUGAGUGGAAGGUUAUACUUCAGUAUAUUUGUAAAUAAAAGCAACCUGUAAAUGAAA
Molecule: messenger RNA, 9468 nt
Organism: Pantherophis guttatus
Lineage: Eukaryota; Metazoa; Chordata; Lepidosauria; Squamata; Colubridae
Gene: LMX1B
Product: LIM homeobox transcription factor 1 beta
Biological process (GO): neuron differentiation; regulation of transcription by RNA polymerase II
Cellular component (GO): nucleus
Molecular function (GO): RNA polymerase II transcription regulatory region sequence-specific DNA binding; DNA-binding transcription factor activity, RNA polymerase II-specific
Source: RefSeq, a predicted model, not a curated record